Messenger RNA from Rhizophagus irregularis DAOM 181602=DAOM 197198, 1347 nucleotides. NCBI's taxonomy places the organism in Eukaryota, Fungi, Glomeromycota, Glomeromycetes, Glomerales, Glomeraceae. The record is from RefSeq and is a predicted model, not a curated record.
AUGGCUUGUAUGUUUCUCAAUUCUUUCAAGUUUUAUGGAGUUUAUGCAACUAUAAUUAGUACAGUGUUCGGAGUGAUACAGAUUGUUCUUUAUGUAUUAACAACACUUGGAGCAGCGUAUGGAUUAUACGUAUUGACUUUUGCAAUUUACUUUGCUAUAGUAGUUUACUCUUAUGCACAGAGAAGAAAAAGUGAAGAAGAUGCUGCUGCUGCUGCUCCAUACAGACAACCUGUUGUAUAUCAUCCAUACGUUGUAGGCAUGACGAAUGUAGUACCGGCUACUGCUAGUAAUCAUCCAUACGGAGUAUUCAUGACGAAUGUAGAACCAGUUACUGCUAAUAAUUAUCCAUACGGGCAAACUACAAUUACGAAUAUAUCGACAGCUGCUGAUACUAGUUCAUAUAGACAAACUAAUCCAGUCACUGUUGAUAAUCAUCCAUACGGACAAACUAGUGAUGAUUUGAUAAGGAGCGUACCAGUUACUAUUGAUGUCCAUCCAUACGGACAAACUAGUGAUGACUUGAUGUCGAACAUACAAGCUACUGCUGAUGACCAUCCGUACGGACAAACUAGUGAUGACUUGAUGGCGAGCAUACAAGCUACUGCUGAUGAUCAUCCAUACGGACAAACUAGUGAUGACUUAAAUAUGAGUAUAUCGGCCGCAACUAGUGAUGAUACUAAAACGAUUGAUGACAUUAAAACGAACGAUGAUAUUAAAAUGAAUGAUGACAUUAGAAUGAAUGAUGACAAUAAAAUGAAUGAUGACGUUAAAAUGAAUGAUGACAUUAAAAUGAAUGAUGACAUUAGAAUGAAUGAUGACAUUAGAAUGAAUGAUGACAAUAAAAUGAAUGAUGACAUUAAAAUGAAUGAUGACAUUAAAAUGAAUGAUGACAUUAAAAUGAAUGAUGACAUUAAAAUGAAUGAUGACAUUAAAAUGAAUGAUGACAUUAAAAUGAAUGAUGACAUUAAAAUGAAUGAUGACAUUAAAAUGAAUGAUGACAUUAAAAUGAAUGAUGACAUUAAAAUGAAUGAUGACAUUAAAAUGAAUGAUGACAUUAAAAUGAAUGAUGACAUUAAAAUGAAUGAUGACAUUAAAAUGAAUGAUGACAUUAAAAUGAAUGAUGACAUUAAAAUGAAUGAUGACAUUAAAAUGAAUGAUGACAUUAAAAUGAAUGAUGACAUUAAAAUGAAUGAUGACAUUAAAAUGAAUGAUGACAUUAAAAUGAAUGAUGACAUUAAAAUGAAUGAUGACAUUAAAAUGAAUGAUGACAUUAAAAUGAANAAUGAUGAAAUGAAGACGAAUGAUGAAAUGAAGACAACUGACAACAUAAAAACAAAUGAUGAAUGA